UAGCUUGUUUUUCGCGCUAUCGGAGGCGCGUCGCGUCAAGUGUACUGGGAGACCGCGUAGCAUUUUAUAAGUCUCCAACCCAAAAACCUCUCUCAUCCAUCUUCCACUCUACAUCCCAUACAACAGACAUCGUAUCUACAAAUUUUAGACAUAUGCUUGUGCAUAAAGUCUAUUGUGACUUCAAUCUAUCUUCUUGAAGUCUGCAGAACGAUUGAUUCCAUCCUUUCCACAUUCCUUGCGUCUCGACCUCCCCGCCGCUCUCCCUUCUUCGGGUUGUUCACCAUCCGCCUUCACGAUGUAUGUCAAGAAGCGCGAUGGACGCCAGGAGCGUGUCCAGUUCGACAAGAUCACUGCCCGUGUCUCGAGGCUCUGUUAUGGUCUCGACGCAGACCAUGUCGAUCCGGUAGCUAUCACCCAGAAGGUUAUUUCCGGUGUGUAUGGAGGUGUGACCACUGUGCAGCUGGAUGAUCUCGCUGCCGAGACUGCCGCCUACAUGACCGUUACCCACCCAGACUAUGCCAUUCUUGCGGCCCGCAUUGCCGUAUCCAACCUUCACAAGCAAACAAAGAAGCAAUGGUCUUCAGUCGUAAGCGAUCUAUACCACUAUGUCAACCCCAAGAACAAUAAGCCCUCGCCUAUGAUCUCCCAACAAACAUAUGACUCGGUCAUGAAGCACAAGGAGGAACUUGACUCAGCCAUUGUCUAUGAUCGAGAUUUCAACUACCAAUACUUUGGCUUCAAGACCCUGGAGCGAUCAUACCUCCUGAAGCUCAACGGCAAAAUUGCUGAGCGGCCGCAGCAUAUGAUUAUGCGUGUUGCUGUUGGUAUCUGGGGCGAUGAUGUCGAAAGGGUCAUCGAGACGUACAACCUCAUGUCUAGCAAGUACUUCACACAUGCAUCUCCCACACUCUUCAAUGCUGGUACUCCUCAGGCCCAACUGUCUUCCUGCUUUCUGGUCGACAUGAAGGAGGACAGCAUCGAGGGUAUCUAUGACACCCUGAAGACCUGUGCCAUGAUCUCAAAGAUGGCAGGUGGCAUUGGCCUCAAUGUUCAUCGCAUUCGUGCGACUGGUUCUUACAUUGCUGGCACGAACGGAACAUCAAACGGCAUUGUCCCCAUGCUGCGUGUCUUCAACAACACUGCGAGAUACGUCGAUCAGGGUGGCAACAAGCGUCCCGGUGCCUUCGCUAUCUACCUUGAGCCAUGGCACGCGGAUGUCUUCGAGUUUCUUGAUCUCCGUAAGAACCACGGCAAGGAGGAAGUCCGUGCUCGCGAUCUUUUCCUCGCUCUUUGGAUUCCUGAUCUCUUCAUGAAGCGAGUCGAGAGAAACGGCGACUGGACUUUAAUGUGCCCCAAUGAGUGCCCUGGUCUGGCUGAUGUCUACGGCGAUGAGUUCGAGGCUCUGUACGAGAAAUACGAGGCCGAGGGACGCGGCAAGUCGAUCAAGGCCCAGAAGCUCUGGUAUGCCAUCCUCGAGGCGCAGACCGAGACUGGUAACCCUUUUAUGCUCUACAAGGAUCACUGCAACCGCAAGAGCAACCAGAAGAACCUUGGCACCAUCCGCAGCUCCAAUCUUUGCACAGAGAUCAUCGAGUACUGCGCUCCUGAUGAGGUUGCUGUGUGCAACCUGGCAUCCAUGGCUUUGCCCUCGUUCGUUGAUUACAACUCGGGCACGUAUGACUUUCAGAAGCUUCAUGAGGUCACACAGGUCGUUGUUCGCAAUCUGAACAAGAUUAUCGACGUCAACCACUACCCUGUACCUGAGGCACGGAACAGCAAUAUGCGACACCGACCUGUUGGUCUUGGUGUCCAGGGUCUUGCUGACGCUUUCUUGGCUCUCCGCAUGCCCUUCGAGUCACCAGAGGCCAGACAGCUGAACAAGCAGAUCUUCGAGACCCUCUACCAUGCUGCAUUGACGGCCUCCAUGAACCUCGCCAAAGAGCAGGGUCCCUACUCCACCUACGAAGGCUCUCCUGUCUCCAAGGGUAUCCUCCAGUAUGACAUGUGGAACGUUACUCCAUCUGACCUCUGGGAUUGGGAGUCACUGAAAGCUCAGAUCAAGGAACAUGGUAUUCGCAACAGCUUGUUGAUGGCGCCCAUGCCUACUGCUUCCACCUCUCAGAUCCUGGGCAACAAUGAGUGCUUCGAGCCCUACACGUCCAACAUUUACUCUCGUCGUGUUCUGGCUGGCGAUUUCCAGGUUGUCAACCCCUGGCUCCUCAAGGACCUGGUCGACAUGGGUCUCUGGUCUGACAACAUGAAGAAUCGUAUUAUUGCCGAGAACGGUUCCGUUCAGAACAUCCCCAAUAUUCCCGCCGAAGUCAAGGCCCUGUACAAGACCGUUUGGGAAAUCUCACAGAGGACCGUCGUUCAGAUGGCCGCCGAUCGUGGCGCCUUCAUUGACCAGUCCCAGUCUCUGAACAUCCACAUGAAAGACCCCACCAUGGGCAAGAUCACCAGCAUGCACUUCGCCGGCUGGAAGCUUGGACUGAAGACAGGCAUGUACUACCUGAGAACCCAGGCUGCUGCUGCUCCUAUCCAGUUCACCGUUGAUCAGGAGGCAUUGAAAGUACCUGGAGCGGAAGCAUCAACAAGACCUUUCGGGGGACUGAAGAAGCGAGCGCCGCCCUCGGGCAGCUAUGUUUCGUCACCUUCAGCCGUGCCUCGGGCCAUUAGCAACAGCAAUAUCGUCAACAAUGCUAAUGGGAUGCCGACGCCCAGCGCUACGCCCCCGCCUAUGAGCCGUCCAGCUGCACCGCCGAUGGAAGCGGCUCCUUUCAGGGCGGACAUUGAUGAGGGUGAAAGCCCAAAGGCUCUGGCCACCGAGCCCACUGAGAAUGUGAAGGCGGAGAACCUACCAGAGCCAGUGCUUGAUGGCAGCAACUCCCCGCGCCAGGAAGAGGAUAAGACCACGGACAGCAAGGACCGUGAGUACGAUAUCUACAAUGAGGCUGUCUUAGCCUGCAGCAUUGAGAACCCUGAAUCCUGCAUAAUGUGCAGUGGUUAAGGGGCCCAUCAUGCCGAGGCUGUGAAGCGAUGACGAUACGAGGGCCGAUGACGGAUGUUAAGGUGAUGGGACAUUUCCUCUACUGCGUAUUCCCAUGCUGCUUGGAGCAUCUGUCUGACGGGCAGACGAGCUAUGGCGGAAAGCAGAUCAAUGCAUUUGUAUUAUGGGUUAGGGAUCGUAUUGUUUUCUGCUGGAUUGGGGUUACGGGGUUUUGUCAUGUGUUUUUUGCUCAAUAUUUCCCCCCAACUGCGCACAUUUGUUUAAGUAGUUUUCUAUAAGCCUACCAAAGUCCGGAGGCGGCUCUUGCUUCUCUGCAAGGUGAGAUCGAUGAAUAAAUCAGUGUUCAAUGAG
Molecule: messenger RNA, 3358 nt
Organism: Pseudomassariella vexata
Lineage: Eukaryota; Fungi; Ascomycota; Sordariomycetes; Amphisphaeriales; Pseudomassariaceae
Product: ribonucleotide reductase
Exons: 4
Coding region: 296-3007 (903 amino acids)
Biological process (GO): DNA replication; deoxyribonucleotide biosynthetic process
Cellular component (GO): ribonucleoside-diphosphate reductase complex
Molecular function (GO): ribonucleoside-diphosphate reductase activity, thioredoxin disulfide as acceptor; ATP binding
Source: RefSeq, a predicted model, not a curated record